AUGGGCAACUGCCAGGCGGCGGAGGCGGCGACGGUGGUGGUGCAGCACCCGGGCGGCCGCGUCCAGCGCCUCUACUGGGCCACCAGCGCCGCCGAGGUCAUGCGCGCCAACCCGGGCCACUACGUCGCGCUCGUCACGCACCGCGCGGACGCCGUCGCCGACGACGAGAAGCGGUCCCAGCAGGGGGAGCAGCAGCACAGGCACGGCGCCGCUCGCGUCACGCGGGUGAAGCUGCUCAAGCCCCGGGACACGCUGGUGCUCGGCCAGGCGUACCGCCUCAUCACCGUCGCCGAGGUCACCAAGGCGCUGCAGGCCAAGAAGGAGGAGAAGACCCGGAUGGCGCAGCAGCAGCUGCUGCAGCACGUGGUAGUUCAGCCGAAGCACGCCGGUGGGAGGACGAGCUCCGGUGAUGACUCGCAGCCGCAGCAGGUGGUGGAUGACAGCCUUGAUCAGUCUCAAUUUUUCCCUAUGACUAUGACUACACAAGUCCACUACGGAUUUUCCUUCCUGCCACAAAUUAUGUUUUGUUUGACUGAUAUAAAUAAGAGUAGGUGA
Molecule: messenger RNA, 555 nt
Organism: Miscanthus lutarioriparius
Lineage: Eukaryota; Viridiplantae; Streptophyta; Magnoliopsida; Poales; Poaceae
Source: the annotation of a GenBank genome assembly